This is a messenger RNA of Nerophis ophidion (straightnose pipefish), 4333 nucleotides long. It is a transcript of the gene miga2, whose product is annotated as mitoguardin 2. The transcript has 16 exons. The coding region runs from base 514 to 2283 and encodes 589 amino acids. The record is from RefSeq and is a predicted model, not a curated record. Lineage: Eukaryota; Metazoa; Chordata; Actinopteri; Syngnathiformes; Syngnathidae. Gene Ontology annotation, biological process: mitochondrial fusion.
ACCUAUUCAUUUCCGGCUGCAGAUGCGCAACGCUCGUGGAAAAAGUCGCCAUUCUUGUGACAAAUUUUAUUCUUCUCUAUUUUAAUAGUGUUGGAAUGUGUUAGGAUGUCAUAAAUGUACUUGACGUUUAUCUAGAUAGCAUUUCAUUCCUGAGUUGAGUUAUGACCUUAGAAGCGAACAUGUGAUUGGAUUGUAAAACAAACACAUUUCAGUCACGUAUAAUCCGAUUUGUUUAAAUGAUCAGGAAGUCCCUCGUACCCCUCACGCAAUUGGUUAAAACAGAUGCCAACUCCAUGACGUCAUUCCAAAAAUUGUGUGCUUUCACUGACUGACACAAGAAUGCCCUUCCUCAUCUCCUUGGAUGCUCACGGCUAACAAAACGUCAAAGUGGACCGCACCAUCAGGAGUGGAUGACCGACGGACAAACCGUUUGGAACAAGCCCUGAGCUGGCUCAUCCCGGUGGGCUGCGGUAGCUCUAUUUGAAGGCUUUGGGGACCUGUGGCUGUCUCAAGAUGUCCAUGAGACGGACAGAAGGGGUGUCCAUCGCCCAGGCUUUGGCCAUGACGGUUGCGGAGAUCCCAGUCUUCCUCUAUUCCACAUUUGGUCAGUCCAUAUUUUCCCAGCUGAAGCUGACGCCGAGCUUGAAGAAAGUGCUCUUCGCCACGGCGCUGGGCAGCGUGGCGUUGGCGCUCACGGCUCAUCAUAUGAAGCGGCGAGGGAGGAAAAGGAAGCAGGCCAUCCAGGCCAAGGAGGGGCAGAAGACGGUGGAAAUGCCUGAAGCACUGCUCCGGACAGGAAGACCCUCGUCGUUGAAGAGAGUUCCGCUGUCAGGGCGACAGAUAAUGAGUCCGAGCACACGCAGCAACGACACUCUGAGCGGCAUCUCCUCCCUGGCCCCCAGUAAACACUCAAGUUCCUCGCACAGCUUGGCAUCUAUGCGAGUUCCGACCUCCCCGAAUCAGUCAGCUAACCCUCCGACACCCUGGGAGGCCGAGGCUGUGGUUGAAGAGUCGGGUGCAGCGGAGGACGCCAACGCAGAGAAUCUCUACUUAAUGGGCAUGGAGUUGUUUGAGGAAGCGCUCCGAAAGUGGGAACAGGCCCUGCUCAUACGCCACCGCACCCAAUCAAGCAGCAACAGCAGCCUGGCUGUGCAGGGGGCGGCGAGCGGAGAUGCACCCACGGUUGAAGCCCACAAUAAAGUGCUUGCCGACAAGCUGGAGACUCUGCUGCACAGGGCGUACCACCUGCAGGAGGACUUUGGCGGCAGCAUACCGACCGACAGCUUGCUGGCAGACUUUGAGAGCGUGGGGACGCUCAUCCUGCCUCCAGUGGAGAGGUUCCACAUGCUGCAGGACGACGACACCGCCACCAUUUCCUCUGACCAGUCCUUCUUUUCGGCCGCCGAGAUGUUUGACAACUUCUCUCUGGAAGACUCCUACCAGCUCCUCAAACCAGCAGCUCUCUAUGAAGAAGCCUUGGCCCUGGUCAGGGAGGACAAAGUGGCCUACAGGUCUCUCAGGACUGAACUGCUUGAAUGUUACGGCAACCGAGACUUCCUGGCCAAGCUUCACUGUGUCAGACAAGCGUUCCAGGUGCUGCUCCUGGACGAGACACACCGCACGUUCUUCAUGGAGACCGGCAAGCAAAUGAUUGCCGGCUUGAUGGUGAAGGCAAACAAGAGUCCUAAAGGCUUCCUGGAGAGCUACGAGGACAUGUUGCUGUACACGCAGCGAGAGGAAACGUGGCCCGUCACCAAGAUGGAGCUGCAUGGCCGUGGGGUGGUGUGCAUGAGCUUCUUUGACAUCGUGCUGGACUUCAUCCUGAUGGACGCCUUCGAAGACCUGGAGAACCCUCCCUCCUCGGUCGUGGCGGUACUGAGGAACCGCUGGCUCUCGGACAGCUUUAAAGAGACUGCUCUGGCCACAGCGUGCUGGUCCGUCCUGAAGGCAAAAAGACGUCUUCUCAUGGUUCCCGACGGCUUCAUCUCCCACUUCUACGCCAUAUCGGAGCACGUGAGCCCGGUUUUAGCUUUCGGCUUUUUGGGACCCCGGCAGCACUUAAGCGAAGUGUGUACUAUUUUUAAGCAACAAAUCGUGCAGUACCUCAAGGACAUGUUUGACCACGACAAGGUCCGCUUCAACUCGGCGCAGUGCUUGGCCGAAGACAUCCUGAAACUUUCUCACCGCCGGAGUGACAUUUUGCUGGGCUACUUGGGCAUCGAUGGACUCCAGGAGCUCAACGGUGCGCCGCCUGCCGACACGUUCGCAAGCCUCAAUGACUGACAACAUCAACUCACGCUUUGUCACUCGCCAUAGAGAAGAAGGAAAAAGGAGCCCAGUUAUCAGCCGCAGCCAAUCAGUCUAUUCCCCCUGCAAUCACAUGAUCUCAGGCACGAGGAGGAGCUCGCUUGGAAUGAAGGACCACUUGCCUGUAGACUACACCGCUGGAUUGGCAGCAGUUUUGCUUUGUCACUUUCACGUCAUCAGCCUGUGAUCUUGGAGAUCUCUUACAGGUGUGAAUGACAGUCUGCCUGUUUCUGUUGUGUACCGUAUUUUCCGGGCUAUAUUGAACCCAAGCCCACCAAAUUUUAGAAGAAAUAAAUAUUUUCACAUAUAUCAACCGCAGCGGACCAUAAGCCGCACUUAUAUGCCGGUAAGAAAGAGUUUGUAAGUAUUUAUAUGCCGGUAAGAAAGAGUUUUUAAGUAUUUAUUUACAUACCUUAAGUGUUUCCAAACAAUGUCUGUAAAAUAUUUGAUCAAACAAAACAGAAGUCUUGUAAGUAUUUAUUUACAUACCUUAAGUGUUUCCAAACAAUGUCUGUAAAUUAUUUGAUCAAGCAAAACAGAAGUCUCGUCAUGGAUUUACUAGCUGCGGAGGCUAGCUCUCCAAACAGCUAAGUAGACUCUAACUCCACUGUGAUGUUUUGGUGAAUUUAGGGAAAAAAAACAUUAAAAAAGAUUGCCAUUGUAAGUUAACAAUACUAACACAGACGCUCAUAUAACAUGUUAGCAUAUUAGCUAAUGCUAACCACGAUAGCUGGAUUACGAUGGCCUGUACAAAUAUGCAUAAAAACACUACUACAGACAUCACACAUUGGACGGUUGAGUAAGUAUGAAUAGUUUUAGUUAUAUUGUAAAACUUACACAUGUUGCUUGGAGUGAUGAAUGAAGAAUCCCUAUGAGCAAAAAUGCUAUAUGGACGAAUACUUCUGGUUCAAGGAACGAAACAGGAAGUACAUUUUCAAACCGCAGCACCUGCAGUGAGCAAACUCGUCCAAAAGACGGCGCCAUAGCACAAACAAUAACACACCUUUUCAGUGUCUCUGUCGGUGUAUUAUGAAAAAGUAGUGGCUUAUAGUACGGGAAAUACGGUAUUUUAUUGUAAACUAUCUGCUAAAUGAAUUUUAAUUCUACUUGAAUCUGAAUGCAGCUAUACAGGAAUCAUAUAUAUAUAUAUAUAUAUAUAUAUAAUAUAUCUUUUUUUUUUCAUUUACUUUUAAUUGUGUGUGGGAAUUGCUAAAUAUACAUAUGGUACUGUGGACUUGUCACAUUCCUUGCUGCACGUGACUUGUUUUUUUUUCUGGAGUUGUGAAAUGCUGAUUUGACGUUUGUUAAAAGCGACUGAUGAAAUGUAAUAAUGUACAUCACCACCAGCACAAAUGAAAACCCAACACAAAGGACGUAUUUACCCAUGCAAUGCCUCUUUUACAUUACUUUAUCGCAUUGGUCCCCAACCUUUUUGUAGCUGCGGACCGGUCAACGCUUGAAAAUUUUUCCAGCGGACCGGGGUUUAUUUUUGUUUUUUCCUCGUAAAGAAAUACAAUCAUGUGUGCUUACGGACUGUAUCCCUGCAGACUAUAUUGAUUGAUCUAUAUUGAUAUAUAAUGUAUGUAUUGUGUUUUUUAUGUUGAUUUAAUCAUUUAAAAAAUAUAUUUUUUUUAUUUCUUGUGCGGCUUGGUACCAAUUGGCGGCCCGGUGGUUGGGGACCACUGCAAUAUCAUACACACAAUACCUUCUGAGAACAUUUGAACUGACCAUAAGAGUAAACAUGUUCCUCUGGUGGUGAUGGGUAACAUUACAUUGUAAGUUUGCAACUGGAUGUCAAACAGGCACAUUGUAACCUACAUGAUUGCACUGAUUACCUUAAAUGUAUCCAACUUUUUAAUUUGAUGCCCUUAGAGUGAAUUAACUCUAGCUGUAAAUAUGGAAUGAUACAGGCCAUUAGAAUGCAUUUAUGCCUUUUGGGGGUUGGCAUUAUGUCUCAUAUGUUAAUAUUAUGACAAUGUACAUAAGAGAUUAUCUUUCCCACAAAAUUAUAUGAAAAAACGUUCCA